AUGCUCACGCCCGUGCCGCUGGGCAACUCGAGGGGAACGAAUGUCGAGUGGGGCACCCCGUUUGAGGGCUGGAAUUCCUACAUUGAUAACACGAUUGUGAGCAAGCACGCCAACUAUUCGUGGAAUGAAAAGUUUGAAAAGGCCCUCUUCCGCGGCAGUUUGAGUAUGCAAAAGUUUAAACUCGGCUCGUGCAACGAGGAGAAUGGGGGCAGGUGUGAGAGGGCACAAAAGUGGAACGAGGUUAAUCGAGGUGUUAUGUAUGAGAGGGCGAAACAGGCCCCGGAUUUGUUCGAUGUCGGAUUCACGCAGCUCAAGAAGAAGGAGGACGGGCCGGCGAAAUGCUUUGAUGAUGCGCCGCAAGUGAGGGAGUCGAUCAAGUUUGCAGACUUUCAAAAGUUCAAGUACAUUCUCAAUGUUGGCAACAAUCAAGGUAAGUUUGCAUCUUUAAAAAAAAGGUCAGUUGCAAAACAUAUGGCCGGUUUCUAACAGCGUUUGUUUUUUUCAACAUGGUGUUUUUUUGCAACGGCGGCACAGAUUGGGCGGAACGUCUGCGGUCUUUGCUGUACAUGAACAGCGUAAUAAUCGUGCACCAAGCAGAAACACAAGAGUUUUUCACGCCCUUGAUGCGACCGUGGGUGCAUUUCCUCCCGACCAACCUGAUGAUGACGGACCUAAUCACCAACGUGCAAUGGGCGCGUGAAAACGAUGCGUACACGCAGCAAAUCGUGCGGAAUCAGAAUGCAUUCGCGGACCGAUAUAUAACUGAGCGUUCAAUGCAGCAGUACUGGGAGGUGGCACUGGAAGAGUUUGGAGCUCGGCAACGACGCGCGGCGGGGGAAGGUAGUGGGUCUGCGUACUGAGGCUCGGGUAUUAGUUAGGACGAUGGAAUGCUUACCGUUUUUGGUUUCCAAGGUGAAGCUCGGUGGCGUGAGGGUAAGUGAGAGAAGGCGCUGGGAGAUUGUUUGGGACGAGCAGGUUGCCGCAAGGCGCCCGACACUUGGCAUUGAUCCGGCCAAUGGAAACGUGUGAUUAGAUGCAAAACGCCUCUGUAAGAAUGUAAGCACGACUCAUCUAAAUUCGCCCUGGUGUCAGGCACACAUACCCCGACCCAUCCAACUGUCAA
Chondrus crispus (carragheen) is the source of this 1123-nucleotide messenger RNA. RefSeq lists its product as hypothetical. Lineage: Eukaryota; Rhodophyta; Florideophyceae; Gigartinales; Gigartinaceae. The coding region runs from base 1 to 486 and encodes 161 amino acids. The record is from RefSeq and is a predicted model, not a curated record. The transcript has 2 exons.